Messenger RNA from Hylaeus volcanicus, 1573 nucleotides. It is a transcript of the gene Spx, whose product is annotated as splicing factor 3B subunit 4. Gene Ontology annotation, biological process: positive regulation of mRNA splicing, via spliceosome. The transcript has 4 exons. NCBI's taxonomy places the organism in Eukaryota, Metazoa, Arthropoda, Insecta, Hymenoptera, Colletidae. Gene Ontology annotation, cellular component: U12-type spliceosomal complex; nucleolus. Gene Ontology annotation, molecular function: RNA binding. The record is from RefSeq and is a predicted model, not a curated record. Bases 181 to 1416 code for a protein of 411 amino acids.
UGCACAGUAAAUUGAUAACUGUUGAUAACCGAUUAUCAAGUUUAAAGAAUACCAUCUAGCGUUUCAUCCAGCCGACAACUUGAGGUUAACUAAAAUGGCGGAGAUGCAUUUACAGUUGCUAUGAUUCCUCAUGUACGGUAAAAAUUGAUAACCUCUAAGACAGCAGGGUGAGUGUUAAUUAUGGCAGCCGGCCCGAUUGCUGAACGCAAUCAAGAUGCUACGAUAUAUGUCGGUGGCUUGGAUGACAAAGUCACAGAAUCCCUUAUGUGGGAACUGUUUGUACAAUCGGGACCUGUGGUCAAUGUCCAUAUGCCUAAAGACAGAGUGACUCAAAUGCAUCAAGGUUAUGGAUUUGUUGAAUUUAUGGGAGAAGAAGAUGCAGACUAUGCCAUUAAAAUAAUGAAUAUGAUAAAAUUGUAUGGAAAACCAAUAAGAGUGAAUAAAGCAAGCGCUCAUCAAAAGAACCUGGAUGUGGGAGCCAACAUUUUCAUUGGAAAUCUUGAUCCAGAAGUGGAUGAAAAACUAUUGUAUGACACUUUCAGUGCAUUUGGGGUGAUACUUCAAACACCAAAGAUAAUGAGGGAUCCUGAAACAGGAAACUCAAAGGGUUUCGCAUUCAUAAACUUCGCCUCAUUCGACGCAUCCGACGCGAGUAUAGAAGCGAUGAACGGACAAUACCUAUGCAACAGACCCAUUUCCGUAUCGUACGCUUUUAAACGCGACGCUAAGGGAGAAAGGCACGGCAGUGCAGCCGAAAGACUGCUAGCCGCUCAAAAUCCACUGAGUCAAGCGGACAGGCCUCAUCAACUCUUUGCCGACGCUCCUCCAUUGGCGCCGCCCCCGAUGCCAAAUUCAAACCCAGCUCAUCAGCCUUCUCAUCAUCCUCAACACCACGUGAUGCACCACGGAAUGGUUGUUCCACCUCCACCACCACCGUCGACACCUGGACCUCCGAUGGGUCACCCUCCGCCGCCUCCUGUUCCACCUCCACCAUCGAGCGGUUUCCCUCCAUCCAGCAUUCCUCCACCUCCGUUACCACCGAUGUCGAUGGCAGCCCAUCCUCCUCUACCACCUGGUAUGCCACCUCCGUUACCACCUAUGCCCGUUCCAACGUCACAGGCGCAAGGGGCACCCAGAAUGAUGGCACCACCGCCCCAUUGGGGUGUUGGUGGGCCACCUCAAGGUCAGUUUCCACCGCCUCCGCCGCCCUCUUCCACCGGAGCACCUCCACCGCAAUUUGGACAAUUUCAACCGCCGCCACCGCGACCACCGCCUGGUUGGAGACAUCCACCGCCUCCUCCAGUGUCGCAGGGAGGCCCGCCACCACCUCCGCCUCCGCCACCACAGUUCCGACCGCCAUUCCCACCGAGAGGUCCACCGCCACCGCCACCCCCUCACGAUGCGAAUCAAUAUUAAGAUUACUGUCCAUCUUACCAAUCGUCGCUUGACCAAACGUAAUGUAACAAUUUUUACUGUGUUCACGAUGUUGAAUCAGACUGGAGAAUAGAUUGUACAAAUACGUAUUUCAUACAAGAAUUUCGUAAUAAACUUCUGAAUCAUGAAUUAUGGACUU